AUGAGUUUGUCUGGUGUUGUAAGCUUUGCUCUUUUAUUCAAAAAGAUUGUCAGAAAAGGUUCGAUAGCAAAGCGAUUCAAAUCAAAGAAAGAGACUCAUGGCCAGACCCAGACUCAGAAUUCCGAAGAAGAUCCACCAUUUGAUUCUUUCAAUCUUUGCAGAGAAAAAAAACCUAAUCAAGGCAAAUCCACACACGUCUUGUACGGACAACAAGAAAAGCCAAUAUUACCGCAGACAAGCAGUGACACUCUUGUACCACGUUUGUCUUUGUACACCAAAAACAGGUUGUCAGAAUUACCAUCACUAUCACCAGCUGACCAGAAUGAUAUCUCUCCUUUUCGGUGUGCGAGUGAUAAUAAUGCGAAUGUAAAUGUAAAUGUGAAUGCAAAUGUAAAUAUGGUGAAUACACCAACAAACCUGGACAAAGAUUCCAAUGAAGAUCCUGCCGGACAGGUCUCGCAAUCUCUAUCUCCAGUUGCUCGAGACAAGAUACCAGAAUUAGUUAUCAAUGAACUCGACAAUUCAUCAAAUCAAGUCUAUAACCCGUUAUCAGACACAAUUGUAGCAGAAACACCAGGCAAGCGAGCAAUUUAA
Messenger RNA from Phycomyces blakesleeanus NRRL 1555(-), 594 nucleotides. RefSeq lists its product as hypothetical. NCBI's taxonomy places the organism in Eukaryota, Fungi, Mucoromycota, Mucoromycetes, Mucorales, Phycomycetaceae. Bases 1 to 594 code for a protein of 197 amino acids. The record is from RefSeq and is a predicted model, not a curated record. The transcript has 2 exons.